UGCUGCCGCUGCUGCCAGCGGAAAAUGGCCGCUGCAACCUCGAGCCCAUCCUGAGCCGCCGCGGCGCGAGAGAUCGGCGGACGGAGAGGCGGAUCGGAUGAUGAGAGCCGCGGAUCACGGAGAGAGAGAGUGAGCGCGCGUGUGCGGGGGUGCGCGCGCGCGUUUGUGUGUGUAUGUAUGUGUGUAUAUAUGUGUGUGUGUGUGUGUUUGAGUGAGUGAGCGCGCGCGCGUGCGUGUGUGUUCUGGCGAGAAGGGAAAUAAAGCAGCCCGGAGACCGGGGGGCGCGCGGAACCGAGCGGCGCGCGGAACCGAGCCAUGGAGGGCGAUGUGCGUGUCCGAGCCGUGGUGAUGACCCGCGACGACUCUAGUGGCGGCUGGGUGCCCCUGGGCGGGGGCGGCCUCAGCCACGUGAUCAUCUGCAGGGGGCGGAGCUCCGAGAGCCGAGGGCGGAGAGAGUACGUAAUUCGCGGAGAGCGACUUCGAGAUCGAGCGCCUGUGCUGGAGUGUACCGUGCAGAAGGGGCUUGUCUACAACAAAGUGAACCCCAUCUUCCAUCACUGGCGCGUGGAGGAGAGGAAGUUUGGCCUGACCUUCCAGAGUCCAGCCGAUGCCAUCUCAUUUGAGAAGGGCCUCCAAAGUGUCCUUGAUAAGCUGGACAGAGGAUCCGACUCGCCUUCAUCCUCCACGCCAGAAGAGGGAGACACUGAAGACGACGGUCAAGCAUCACACACAGGAAGUGAGUCGUCCUCCAACAGCAGGAAGGAGAUGUUGCCCAAGCCCAUCACCAUUGUGACCAGCGAGUCCUCCUCCACCUGCUUUGUGCGCUCCUCUGCGGAAGAGUUUGGGUAUGGGGCGGGGCAUGCUGUCACUACUCAGACCCCUGCCCAGGUCCACACGCGACCCACCCAGCACCAGCUCUCACAAGUGGCGGCCGUAUUGAAUCCUCCGGCCCCUCCGCCUCCUCCACCUGCUCCCCCGACGCCUCCGCUGGCACCCCCAGCCUCCUCCCCUCUGUCGCCUCUGUCCCCCACCAUAUCCUUACUGGAGGAAGGUGACCUGCACAGUCUCGACCCUUGCAAGGAUUUAUGGGGCUCCCGGGGUUAUGAAGACUACCGGCGAGCUGGAGCAACGCGGACCAAGGUGGGGGGUCUGACAGGGGGCGUGGUAGUGGGUGGUGGGCCAGACAAGUCAGAGCUAUGCGUGGUGCGCUUCGAGAAGGAACUGGCAGGUGUGGGAAUCACAGGCUGUGAGGUUACCGUCAUGCUGGACACCAAAGGUUCUCAGCACCACUCUUCUCCUACCUGCAUGCCUAACGCCGUGCCGGGCUCAUCCUCUGCCGGUGGAUCGCCGCAGGAGACAGGCAAGGGCUCACCUUCGCCGUGCUGCAUCCAUACCUCGCUUGCCACACCUCGCUCUCGGACUCGUAAGAGAGGGGGUGGCGCCGGCACCAGCGGGGGUGCAGACGCCAUCUCACCCGACGAUGACAGCCCAUGCCCCCAGGGCUCAUCCUCGUGCUCGUCCCGUUGCGUGUACUGCCGCUCGGUCUUCAGCGCCUCGGAAAACGGGCGCGGUCGCUGCCGGGACGCUCCAGACCCUGCCCUGCACUGCCUGCGCCAGUGGACGUGCGUGUGGUGUGCCGAGAGUCUGCUUUACCACUGCAUGUCAGACUCAGAGGGUGAGUUCUGGGAGCCAUGCUCAUGCGAGGACUCUAUGGGCCACCGACCACACCCGCUCUGCUGCGCCCGUUGGAUGGCGCUGCUGGCGCUAUCACUCUUUGUGCCCUGCAUGUGCUGCUACCUGCCUCUACGCGCCUGCCUGCGCUGCGGGGAGAGAUGUGGCUGCUGUGGCGGAAAGCACAAGGCCGUGCGGUGAGACGUGG
Molecule: messenger RNA, 1879 nt
Organism: Astyanax mexicanus (Mexican tetra)
Lineage: Eukaryota; Metazoa; Chordata; Actinopteri; Characiformes; Acestrorhamphidae
Gene: spred3
Product: sprouty related EVH1 domain containing 3
Exons: 6
Coding region: 316-1872 (518 amino acids)
Biological process (GO): negative regulation of MAPK cascade; multicellular organism development
Cellular component (GO): membrane
Molecular function (GO): protein kinase binding
Source: RefSeq, a predicted model, not a curated record